UUCCUUUAAUUUUCUGCCGUGACGCGAGUCGUGGUGGUUUAAUUUGAAGGCAAAGACAAAUACGCUUUUGCAUCUUCGCUAGCUUGCUUCGUGUAGCUCCUUCAACGCACUGCAUGUAUUGGCGUCUCCCCUUCGUGCUAACACUUUUAAGCUGCAGGAGUGUUGCACAGUUCCCCCCUUCGGCCUCCGCUUGUCAGCACCUGGCUGCCUUUAUUCAAGGACGGUGGAAGCGACCGGAAGAACAUAUGUGCCUGCGAGUGUGACGCGCCUCUGAUCAAUGGCUACCUCAGGCUCCACCGCCCUUCCUGCCCCCGCCGCCGUGCCUGAGGAUCUCCACUAUGAGACCCAGUACAUCGUACUCAGCUUCCUGGGACGGCUUCCUGCCGGGCGACCACACGCAGCGGAAGGAGAGGGCGCUAGCACAGUUAAAAAGCAGGUAGAAGAAGAACUGAGACGACUAGAAGAAGACAUCGCAGCGGCCUUUUCCAGCACGGGCUUCGACCGGCGCACGUCUCUCGUAUUCAGCCCGGCCAACCCAGAGACGUCCGUCGAAGACUGCCUCGCCGAGCUGGGGGAGCGCCUGGUUCGAGACCUGGACCCACACUUGGAAGCAGCUGCACACACGCUCCUGCCCGGGCCUUUGGAGUACGAGAGAUUCCGAGAUGCAACGCUGGACUUGUCGACGUACACACAAGGAGCGUGGAGCAAGGUGCUGGUGCCUUUGGUGUUGCUUCAGGCUUUACAAAGUGAAGGCCAGUCAGUCUGGAAUCUCCUGGAUGUUGGGGUGCGCUUCCUGGAGGAAGUUCAGGGUGAUUACAUCAUCCAGAACGGGGGAUAUGGUGAAAUAUUGGGCCUCGGUUCAGAGGAGGAGCCAGGCAUCGCCAUCGCCGAAGACAGCAACGACAUCUACAUCCUGUCGGGGGAGCAGGCGCCUGACCAGCUGAGCCCGCCCUCAUCUCUGCUGUGCGCGGGCGACAACAGCAGCGGGCACAGCUCCUGGCAGACGGAGAGCUUACCUGUGUCGCUGGCCGGCCACGAGUCGUGGGCGCAGGUGUGCGCGAUGGACCCCGAGGACAUCAAGAGCCUGGACAGCACCGAGGGCGGGGCUCUGGCCGAGGAGCGCAGCGAAAACAACUCCUCCAACUCGGACAUCGUCCACGUGGAGCGUGAGGAAGCCGAGCUGCUGGAGGACGGCAAUGGAGGCGGAGCCAUCGAGGAGAGCAUGAUGAGCGUUUUGGGCACGGAGAGCGAGCUCGCUCAGCUCAGGGAGGAAAUGAGCAGCCAGGUUCCAGCGGCCCCUGUGAUGUCAGAGUCGGACUCCACAGCGCCGGCCUCCCUGAUCUCCCUCGAGGAACCCGUCGUCAUCGAGACGCCUGCAAGCUUGUCGACGGAACCUCUCCUCGUCUCUACAGAAGCGGAGCUUCCUCCUCCAGUCCUGGAAACUGUUGCUCCCCUUCCGUCUGAGCCAGAACCUGCAGCACCAUUACCCGUUCCAGCAGUAGAACCGGAGCCUUCUGUGGUCGCACCCCCGUCUCCAGCUAAGCAGGCCCAGGCUGCAGCUUCAGCAGAUCCGGCAGAGCCUGAAGCCUCCUCAGAAGCGGCCUCUGAACCACAAUUCGAGCCUGUAGCUGUUCUCCCCCAGCAAGAACCGGAGUCUGUAAGCGAGACUGAGGCGCCGCCCGCCGCGCCUCUGGUCCCAGAGGCCCCCGCACAGGCCGUCACAGAGGAGCUCACGGUCCAGCCAGAGCCGGCCUCAGAGCUCCAGGUUCUGCUCUGUGGGGGCGCUACUUUGGUGCUCCUUGCUGCCGCCAUGGCUUACGGGGUCGUAAGAUACCGCAGGAAGUAGAAUAGACACGCGAGCACACGUGAAAGGAUGCUAGUCAUCAAAUUGCUUAGUUCACCGAGGCUGCAUCUGGAAACUCCUCAUGCUCCUCAAGGUCUCCAGUCCAAGAUGGAGCCUCUCACUUGAACCCUGACCUCACCACAUCCGCAUCCUUGUUGGCCAAUCAGGUGCAAGCACAGGAACGGGAAUGAAUGCGCUCCCAACGCCAGCUCUCCUGCUUUUGCUUUCCUCGGGUGUCUUUUUCCUUCGUUAUUUUGUACGUGUGCCACACUAUUCCCCUUACAGAGGACAAAUUGUCCAAACGCAAAAUACCUUAGCAUAGACGUGCUAAAGUUGUCAUGAUUGAGAACACGAGUCAAUAUAGGAAGUACAGAAUGUUCCUAGCCUGCGAUGGAAGUGGAGUUUUUGUCCAAGUCGGAACCUUUACUUAAAUGAACUCCUAAGUCACUCCCACUGCACACAGAACACAUGAAGGACACGCCAUCGUACGGUCCUACCAUCCUAAAAUACGUAUGGGCCCAGGCUAACCUCAGCGCACUCGAUCAUGACCCUCCAGCCUCCAUUAGCAUAACGUUCAAGUCUUUUUGUCCUUAAUGAUGUCCAGGACCAUAUGGGUGGGGGUUCCAUUGUUAUGGCAUUUGUUUUCACUUCUGUGGUGAUGGCUUUCCUUUUCUUUGGCGCACGGCCGCAUGGGAGACAGAAUGAAGUCCCCAAAGUAAAUGUUCUGUCUCAAUGAGACACAAUGAGCACAUGCUGCAUUCUCCCAACCAAAAUGUCGUUUUUAAUGAAUUCAUGCACAAAAUGUUGUAAACUGGGGACCCCGUGUUCAAUGAAUUCAUCUGAAAUAUUUGCUGCAGUGGUAAUAAAAUCUUGCCGCAUCCAAAUCCAUCAUGAAUAUGCUUAUGUUUUCCCUUUUACUUUUGCAUUGUGGGUUACCUGAUGGCAACUUGUGAUGAAAAGUGGUUGCUAUUUAAUAUCUGCAUCCAAUUAACACUCCCAUUUUUUUUUGUGUUUCAUCACUUUGUACCUUGAAUUUCCUACGAGACACUCUUGAGAAUAAAGAAGGUGAGAAUGUG
Molecule: messenger RNA, 2919 nt
Organism: Doryrhamphus excisus (bluestripe pipefish)
Lineage: Eukaryota; Metazoa; Chordata; Actinopteri; Syngnathiformes; Syngnathidae
Gene: bcl2l13
Product: BCL2 like 13
Biological process (GO): apoptotic process; regulation of apoptotic process
Cellular component (GO): membrane; mitochondrion
Source: RefSeq, a predicted model, not a curated record